Hippocampus zosterae (dwarf seahorse) is the source of this 4855-nucleotide messenger RNA. RefSeq names its product membrane integral NOTCH2 associated receptor 1 (gene minar1). Gene Ontology annotation, biological process: negative regulation of TOR signaling; negative regulation of cell population proliferation. The coding region runs from base 665 to 3058 and encodes 797 amino acids. The record is from RefSeq and is a predicted model, not a curated record. Gene Ontology annotation, cellular component: plasma membrane. Lineage: Eukaryota; Metazoa; Chordata; Actinopteri; Syngnathiformes; Syngnathidae. The transcript is spliced from 4 exons.
UUCCAGCUGAGUGCAGCCACUCAGAGGAAAAAAAAAAACCUUGACCCUCCCUUGUCUUAAUGGGCUUUUAAGUACAACACUUUAUGGUUUAUAAUGUAGAGUAAUGGUGAAGUCUGGGAGGGCUGGAGCAAGGCAGACGCUUGUGUUAGUAGACUGCAAUCCAGCAGGCAAUCUAGCUCAGAUUGAUGGUUGCUUGGCCUUCAAGGCGUGUCAAUUAGCAGACAUGCAAUUUGAGUCUGGUCUUUUCACAUUCGCAAACUGUUCGCAUGACCAGUAUGGCACCUUGAAGAAAGAUUCUUUCGAGGAGUCUAGUAAGAUCCAUCCAUUCAGAGGGGGUGUCACUAUUAAGUCAUCCACAGUUGUUCAGAGUGGCUGCACUGACUUUGUAGUUAAUGACACUCAACAGUGACGGGGCGGGGGAACCCAUUUUGGAUAUAUACUGAGGUCCCCGGGGGGACUGCAGCGACUUGUGGAUAGAUGACCUGAUUUCUAAUUUUCUCUCCUGCUUGAGCUGCGGACUCUUUUCUACAGCUACAAACACAAGAGACACGGCAAAGAAGGAUGGCAGUAUGAUUUGGACUGGAUCUAAUUGGAUUUUAUUUUCCACUUUUGAAAGAGGCAUGAGUGGCUGAAGCUGGUAUUCAAAACAUUCAGGAGGGCAGCCAUGGCUAACCUGCAGCAGGAAUACCCCGGAGUCCUCUUGGGGAUCCUUGAAGAACUGGACAACCUGCGUCAGUCGUUGACCUUUCAGGACCUUUGUCGUAUGGUCAGCACCCGCUUUGACCUGGAACACCUCAUAGAGCUCAGGAGUUUGUUGUUUGCUGCAGCUAGUCGGGACCCCUGUUUUCCAGCCACUCUUUUUAGGGAUCGGGUUUCCACCAGGGGAAAGGGGCUGUCACCAAUAGGUGUCGCUGCUGACAUUGUCACAAUCUUUAAUCUUAUUCAGAUGACGGGUGGAGCCACUGACGACAGUCAACCAAUGAGAGCUCAGGCGGUCCUGCCUGCGGACCAGUCCCCACAUCCCAGUCUGCCCGGGAUCCACCAGCUGAACGUUCCUCGCAAGGAGAGAGCCCGCACUCGCUCUGAUUCCAGUGCAAGCCUAAUUGACAACCAUUUGCUCUUUCCACAUUCCAAUUACUCAGUACGCAAGCGGGGCAGUCUUCCUCCCGAUCCUAUCUCAUUUGUAUCGCCCCUUCCCGUCAGGACACGGGCGGUAUCUUUUGACUUGCCUCACACCACACUUUUGUACUGCAGCGGGCAGAGCCCCGGCAAGGCCAUGAAGGAUAUUUACUUGCCUUUGGAAACGGACAGUGAAUCGAGUGGCGAUUCAGCUCCACUUGAGGUGUUUGAAACCGAACAGGAAUCGGCAAUCGACCAAAAGAGAAACAUCUUCAAGAAGGACUUCCACAAUCAGCCGCCUCUCGUACCACAGGUGACCGUCAACAGUGAGUCUCCUAGUCCUAAGGGGGAGAAAGGCUUGGACAAUCACAGCUUUGAAACGAUCCCUAACCCUUACCCUUCACCCACCACAGUCCAGCAGGCUCUGGAGCAGCAGACAAAACAUGAGAGUCAGGAUGACCUGCAGGACUCCACUUAUUUCGGACCUGGUUCGAUCCCAGAGCGGUCCCCGAAACACUUGCACCCUACCAGAAGUCAACGACCCCUCUGGAGUAACAAAAGUCACAGUCUGGAGGACCGGGUCAGCCCGGCUCAUGCCGGUAUGGGACCUGAAACCCGUGGUGUAAAACUGCCGAGGCGAUCAAGGCCUGCGAUAAGCAAACUUGGCGGUUCUUUGGGGGGUGAGAUUGGGGACGUUGAUUAUGAUGGGAUGAAGGCUCAAGGAACCCAGACUGACCCUCCGGACACCAGGCGUCUCCGUAGCCUAGUGCACGCCGACCGGCUGUCCUUCAUGACUUCUUUAGAUGACCCAGACUUUGCUGAUGAUGACAUUAGUGCCAUCUUCCGCUUUUUAGAUGACAUAAGCAUGUGCGGCUCCACAGGAGUCCUGCAUCCUCUCGAUGGAUCAGGGGGUCUCAACCAGGAUACCCCAGAAGCCAGACGGGGCCGCCUCGGCCAACUCCAGAGGCUUUUCCAUUCUCUGGAAAGCAGUGAUGAUGGACUAAAAGCCAGUGUGUGUAAACUGCUGCUCCGUAUGAGCCAGAUUGAGCGACAGUUGGAAUCACUGAAUGAUGUCAAAGCGGAGAUUUCCCAGGUGUUAUCGGCUUUGCAGCGACUGGAUGAAAAGAUUCCGCAGCCUGCUGUUGGUAGUGGACAAAGCAGCGGUGGACGAUGGCUGGAGCCCCUCAGCGGCAUCUCCUCCUUCAUGAGCCAUCCUAUUACCCCCUCUGAGUCAUCUGAGCCUCAACCUCUCUCUGUAUCAGAGCAUCUCUAUCCCGCAACCAGCACCGAUAGUCUGGACUGGAACCGAUGGAACACUCCUGGGGAGCAAACAGAAAGUGGCAAAUGUCAAGGUGACCCAAAAAUGGUGAAAGACACAAAAUCUCGUCAUACCUCGACAAACGAGACUGGGGAGAGAGGGCCAUGUGAAUUUAAGCAAGCAAACGUGUCAAGCACGGCAAAAGACUGGAUGGUGUCUUUCUCCAAAAUUAAAGGUGGCAAGCCUUCACAAGGAAAAUCUGGGCAGGAAGACCAAUCAAGCAGAACCGGAAAACUUCUCUCCCAGAAGUCGUCCAGCUUGGUGGAGCAAAUGUUUAGCUCGUCCUUGUUUGGCAACAAAGAAAACAGCCUGACUGGUGGCCUCACUGCAGGGAAGAUUAUGGACCCCAGACUGGCUGAAGGGAGAGGAAGAUCCGUCUGGACUGUAGACGACCUAGAGGCACGAGUCUCCCCUUUUGAUUUACAGGCCCGUGAUUCUCUGAACCCUAACAAUGUGGAGUUCUGGAUGGAUGAUAUUUACACUCCGGGCUAUGACGCCCUACUCAGACGGAAAGAGGCCGACCUCCGCCGGGCCAAAGUUUGCAAGUUGUUGGCACUCAUUGCUGUUGCACUAGCUAUCAUUCUCAUUAUUGUGAUUCCCAUUUUUACCGUUCGAUCAUGAGCGGUUGCUUUGUGACAUUUUGCACAUCUACUGUCAAGUUUCUCCUAUUGGAGACCAAAUCAAAGUCAAAUUCAAAUUCAAUUCAGAUACUCUCUUUAACUUUGGAAUUGGGGCCUCCAUCUGUGAAUGCUACUUAAUGCUAUUUAAAACUGAGCCAUUAUCGCAGAUAUAUAAAUGCCUUGACAAGUCACUCCCGAAAGCUCUCUGGCUCUCUGUAAUCAUCAUUGUUUUGGCUUUCCCUUGAAAAAUGACAUAUGACAUAUACCGUAUAUGUCUCAUCAGCACGAGUUUCAAAUAUACAAUUUUCUCUUUGUUUUUGCCUUCUGAAACCUCAUCUCAGCUAUCAAAACUACAGAAUGCAUGUGGUAUAUCUGCACAAGGAAUGUAUUUGCAUUUUAGGGUCGGUUUUCAAGAAGAGAAUGUCUUGCUGCUGCUAAGGUUGGUGAUAAGGAAGCGGAAACAUUAUCCAGCAAACUCUCUCUUAGAGGGAGUUUCCACUUGUAAUUCGAUUGAUGGGCUGUUUGGAGUGCAUCCUAGAACAUUAGCUUUUCCCUCUACUCAGUCAGCCAAGGUUUUACCCAACAUGUCGACUCAAUAACAAUUUCAUUUCUCCUCCCCUCACAGUGACGAAUGUGGUUUCCACUGUGGUGUGAAAUUCCAUUUUGUUAAAAGUUCCUGUUCAACCAAGAGGUAUAGACUGGCUUUUGGUGCCAGGCUGUUAAUAGUGGUCAAAUGUGUUCAGCAAAUACAUGUGUAACUGAUUUUAAUAACAGUACACCUUUUCUAAUUGCUUUGUGAUUAGAAGCUGCGGUAUGUGUGUUUGUAUGACUUAUUUUGCAUCAUUCACUCUUAGAAAGUCAAUGAAAUCUACAAUUAUUAAUGUUAUGUGAAUUAUACUGUAUGUUCACCCCAUGUUCAUCAUUUGAUAUAAUGGACUUGCUUCCUUUCUGAAUUCUGAUAUUUUUGAUAGAAUCACUGAGGUUACAUUUCCAAAACAUGUUCGUUCUUUCCAGACCUAAAAAAGUUGCCUCUUGCCUUGAGUGCACAAAUAUACACAGAUUGUAUUAAUGAGAGUGUGUUUUGCUUCAGUGCAUCCUCCUAAGUGGAUAUACAUCUGCCGUGUGUUCCUCACGAGAGUGUUUGUGGAUCCAUUACCAAUGUUGCCACUAAAGAAGUCGAACUGUGUAGUCAGCACAAUAUGCAGGUGCUUUCUCUAAAACUUGUGUGCAUUAGAGCCUCUUAUUACCCUUUCUCCCCCUGAGAUGCUUUCAUGAAUUUUAGACAUUGUUGUUGCAUUCUCAGGUAAAUGGGCACUUCUUGUAAAUGAAAAAUACGAUAAAUAGAAUAUUGCAGCACAAGUUAGUGGGUGGCAGCACUUGGUGAAAAUGGCACAUAUUCGUUCACAACAGCAAAGUGGGGCGAUGCCUUUGCAUAGCAUUAAAUGAGAUGAUUUAUAUGAACAAUAAAACAUUGUUGAAAGAACAAAUGUGAUGAAAGACAAGGCUACAUGUAUUAAAGAUUUUAUUCAACCCCUAUCCAUCCAUUGUCUGUACCAGUGAUUCUCAAAUGGGGGUAUGCGUACCCCCGGGCUCUGUGAAGGCACAUCGUGGGUUAUGUGAGAUUUUAUAAUAUAUUUUAAAAAUAGCAUCCAUGCAAAAAAAACUAAAAAAGUUUGAUCACUGCAGUUACCUCACUGCCACCAAAAAUAACAAAUAUCCUCAUCGAAGCACAAGUCCAAGUGUCUCACUAAAUGCUGAACGAAUUCAACAACAAUGCAGUUAUGUUUAAUGUUGACCA